Messenger RNA from Moneuplotes crassus, 679 nucleotides. The record is from the annotation of a GenBank genome assembly. NCBI's taxonomy places the organism in Eukaryota, Ciliophora, Spirotrichea, Euplotida, Euplotidae.
UUUCAGUAUUGAAGUCACUAAUUUUAUAAUACUUUUUCAGAUGGAAGAAAAGCUUAAAGAUUAUGCAAAGUCAAUGGUCAUUCUCUACAGGAUGCUGCACAAGAGAGGCUACAUCAUCCCUGAAGACAAGCAUGAAAGAUCACUUGAAGACACUAUUACUUAUAUGAAGCAACCAGGCACCACUGAAAAACAGAGAUGUAGUGUUGCUAACUGUGACCUCACCAUCACUUGCUUCAGAGCAGGCCCUGUCAAAGACCACAUCAUGGUCUUCUUUCUCAGAGACAGCAAAGUCACUGCCGGCAAGUUCAACGAGUGCAUCGGACAAGUCAGAGACCAGGAUGCGACCAGGUGCGUGCUCGUAAUCGGAGGAGAAAUGACUCCAUCGGCUCUGAAGCUGGCACGAGCCUUCGAUGAUCUGGUGACUCUGGAGGUGUUCUAUGAAGAAGAAGUGCUGUUUGACAUCACCGAGCACAAUCUGCAGCCUGAGUUCCGUGUUCUGACAGAGGAAGAAACUGAAGAGCUGUUGAAGGAAUAUGAGAUAAGUGUGUACCAGCUCCCAGCAAUCAGCAAGGCAGAUCCAAUUGCUAGAUUUUAUGGACUAGACCCCAAACAAGUGAUCAAGAUUACCAGAAAGAACCAGGUAUCAGGAUCUUAUUACACCUACAGAGUUUGCAUCUAA